Procambarus clarkii (red swamp crayfish) is the source of this 4664-nucleotide messenger RNA. RefSeq names its product alpha-1,3-mannosyl-glycoprotein 4-beta-N-acetylglucosaminyltransferase a (gene Mgat4a). The record is from RefSeq and is a predicted model, not a curated record. Gene Ontology annotation, biological process: protein N-linked glycosylation. Lineage: Eukaryota; Metazoa; Arthropoda; Malacostraca; Decapoda; Cambaridae. Gene Ontology annotation, cellular component: endoplasmic reticulum; Golgi stack; endoplasmic reticulum-Golgi intermediate compartment. Gene Ontology annotation, molecular function: acetylglucosaminyltransferase activity.
GCUGAUGGUGGCGGGAGACCUCUAGCGUGGGGCUCAGUAAGCAGCUGGUGUGUUGUUGAUGGUGGGCUGCUGCUGCUGCUGCUGCUGCUGGAGCUGCUGCUGCUCCCUCACACACACAUGUGACCCUCCAUGCUCACCUCCUCACUACUCAUCACCGACGGCCACUGGAGUGUGAGGGGUGGUGGAGGACGAGUCGUGGUGGGGAGCUGCACCCAUAACACGUAUAUCUGGCCGAGGUUGUGGUGGGCAUGACUAGUGUGGUGUGUGCUGGUGUGGGAGCCACACUACACCACCUCCCGCUCCCAAUGUGCUCCCUCACACCUAUUUCACCUCCACACACUGCGAGAAGAUGGUCUCGAACUGUAGCAGAGAUCUGUAGCGAGUGAUUUGCCAGAGAGGAAUCAGUUGCAGAUGCCGCUGAAGAUUCCGUAAUAAGUGGCACUUUUCCUCUGCUUGUAUUUCACUACUGACACUUUUUCCAGCCUUUGGACGAGGGUGUGUGUUCCUCGGGGUCUGGAGCACUCUUGGAGACAUUUGGUGCCAUAGUGGGAACAGUUCUGGAGUGGUGGGUUCAAGCAGUGGGUGCAGCCCCGAUACAGUGAUCUAAAGUCUUGCAAGUUGUACCACCUGGGUUGUUGUCUUUGAUCUACUCGGGCUCCUUAACUCGGUACAACAGUCUCAGCGAUGGUCUUAGACGGGGAGAGUGUGAGGCGGUAGAAGGUAGUCAUGAUGAAGGGUGUUGAAGAGGCACUCAUUUGGUGAGUGCACGCACACGCACACGCGGGUGGGACCUCUCAUCUUCACCUGCGUCAGUUGAAGAUUAGGCGCUGGAGCUGGGAUUGGUACAUGUUGGGAAACGCUGUCAUUGUGAACAGAAAGUCAUCGGUGGCGGAGGAGAGUGCGAGGAGCUCCCGUGACAGUGGCAGGCGGUGCAGGAAACUACAGGCAGCAGCGGCUGUAAGACGAAGCCAGUUGUGCUUCACCCUUAAUGGUGAAGAGAUUCGGAACACCAGCGAGAAGGUCCGAACAUUUCUCAUCACAGAGGAAAUGUCUCUAAUGGAGAAGACGAAGAAGUUGAGAGCUUACGAUCCGGCCAUCAAACGCCCCGCUGCCCAGAGGGAGUCGUUGCGAUGUAGCGUGGGCAGGAUGCUCCGGCGGAGACUUGGUGUGGUGUUUACGGCUGCCCUCCUCACUCCUGCUCUCGUCCUCUUCUUCCUCACCAGUCCAGCAGACCUGAGCGGAGAGCAAGCCCUGGUGCAGAGGAUGGCCGAGCUGCGGGAGCGUCUACACCACGCGGAGAUGCUGAACCAGGAGCGUCUCCAAGAUGUCAUCCUCCUCUCCAGGAAAUUCAACCUUAUCAUUGAGCCAGCGCCGGAGGGAGGUAACGUGACGGGGUUCCGGGCGGCGCUGUCGCAGGAGACCCGGGAACUACUCACCAACCUCAGCCACAACUCUGACAUGCACCUGCCCUCUAUCUACAGCUACCUGCCCCAUCUUCUCCACACCCGCGGCGCAACCACACCCGCCUUCAAGCUCUCCAAGGGCAGGCACUCUGCAACGAUGGUGCUGGGAGUGCCCACAGUGAAGCGCCAGGUACAGAGCUACCUCAUGACAACUCUCGGCAACCUCAUUAACUCCAUGUCCACCGAGGAGAUGGAGGAGUGCAUUAUUGUCGUCUUUGUGGCUGAAUGGGACUUGGACUAUGUGCGACAGGUUGCCUCACAGAUUGAGAGAAAGUUCCCAGAACAUCUUGAGAGUGGACUCCUUGAGGUCAUCUCUCCACCACAGUCCUUCUACCCUGAUAUGGACAAGUUGCGGCAAACUCUUGGUGACCCCAUGGAAAGAGUCAGGUGGAGAACCAAGCAGAACCUGGACUUUGCCUUCCUGAUGAUGUACUCUCAGCCUAAGGGAACGUUCUAUGUGCAGCUGGAAGACGACAUACAGACAAAGAAAGGUUAUAUUGCUACUAUGAAGAAAUUUGCUCUCCAGAAAACUUCAGAGAAGAAAAAUUGGUUUGUCCUGGAUUUUUGUCAGCUUGGAUUUAUAGGAAAAAUGUUCAAGUGUGUAGAGCUUCCGUACCUGGUACAAUUUUUCAUUAUGUUCUAUAAUGACAAACCUGUGGAUUGGCUUCUCGACUAUCUUAUUCAGACGAAGAUAUGUAACUUGGACAAGGAUACUAAACACUGCAAGAAAGCCAAAGAGAAUGUGUGGAUUCACUUCAAGCCUUCCCUAUUCCAACACGUAGGAACUCACUCGUCACUGAAGGGAAAAGUGCAGAAGUUGAAGGAUAAAUCAGCAGUAGGUAUUCCAGUGGUGAAUUCUGGCUCCAGGCUGAAGCUCGGGAAGAGCGGAAAGGACAAGCAGUUUGGGAAAAUACAGCUGUUCUUCCCCCAUGAUAAUCCAACAGCCAGUGUGGAAACACAGAUCAAACCCUACAAGGCAUUUACAUUGCAGCGAGCCUACAAAGGAGAGUCUUACUUUUGGGGUCUACUUCCUCAGCAAGGAGAUAAACUUCAGUUUAAAUUUGAACCACCAGUUGUUCUAAAAGGGUUCCUCUUCAGAAGUGGAAAUGUGGAGCAUCCUUCUGAUCGGCUGUACAACACUACAGUAGAGGUGCUGCCCACACACCCACUCUCCAGUUUGACAAAUUAUCAAAAGGAAAAAUUAAAAAUUACUGAAGAUAAUUACGUUGUAGUUGGGGAUUUUGAUGACAUGGGAGUAGCAGAAGGAACCAUUGACGAGUCGUUUGGUACAAUAAAAUCAUUACGCCUCAAUGUACAUGUUGAGAGUGAUAAUUGGGCUAUACUUAGCGAGAUACACAUUGAAACUCCAGACUCGAGGUGACCCGACGCCAUGUUGGCAUUCACCCUCUGGUGCCGAUGUCGCAGCAUAUCAUGCCAGCAGUGACCUUGGUUCCUUGUAUCUCACCAAUUUCAAAAUUUAUUAAUACCUCAGUACCUGUAUUAUCUGGAAUGUAUUUUACAAAUAGUAUAUUUAUAAAAGUAGUUGUAUAAAGAGUUAGAUUUUGAUAAUCAGAAUACAGUAAGAGCUAACUAAUUUGAACCUCAGUAGUCCAGAAAUCUGUAUUCCCUAGAGUGCAGGCAGGAAAGGCACAUAAUACUUUGCACUUAGAAGGAUUAGUUCCAAAUCUGAAGACAGAAAUAACACCACAUGAGACCAGCAGGCAUGGCAGGAUGUGCAAAAUAACCCCACUGAAAAGCAGAGGUGCUCAGUCAACAUCAAAAUCCCAAGACUUUUCAACAGUCUUUCCUCUACACAUACAGGUCAUAACUGGCCGACUUCUCGCAGUGUUCGAAAGAGAAAUUGACAAAGGAUACCUGAUCAAUCAGGCGGACUCAUGUCAGUUUGCGAGCAACCGUAUCAAAAAGCCUGGUUAAUCAGACUAGCAACCAGCUUGUCUAGCCUCACAAUAAACCCAGUUUGCACAUUCUGACAGCCCAUUAAGCCUGAUAGUAUGCCUAGCCUGACAAUCUGUCUAGUACCUCAGAUGUACCUAAGUACUUGUACCACUCCCACACUCCAUAUCACAAAUUUUUAUUCAGACAGUCUGUUCGCCUCACCAGUUUAUUGUACAUUUAUAUUGACAAACUUAAAACAAAAUAACAAACUUAACUUGAAACACUGACAAACUUAAAACAAAUAACAGGCAUAUCCAGGUAAGAGGCAUCCAGAAAGCAUGUGUUCAUCAGGUAGUUGUAAAAUUUAAGGAGCAACAGAAAUCAAAUUGGGUAACUGAUCUCUGUGAUUUGGAUUGGAGUGUACCCCUUAUGAUCUGAAAUAGUGAGUUUAGACAUUAAUCAAAUAAUAGGGUUCUGGAUAAUGCUGGUAUUAAUGUAUUUUGAAAAAUAGAACACUAUAUAAUUCUGUGACGUUUCCUAAUAUUACUAAGAGUUUGUUAAUGUUAAAUAGUAAAUUUUAAAAUAUUUUCUUAGGAAUUGGUAGUACUGUAUAAGUAGGAAUCUCAAAACUGCAUUGUUGCACCAACCAAAUUGUUUUAUAAGAUACAUAUGAAAAGCAAUAUUAUGUUGAAUCUCACAAAACCUUACAUUGAUGAUGGAUCAUCAUUUCUGUGUAAAAAGACAUUAAGUGAGAUGGAGGUAACUGCUGUGCAGCAUUUAGUCGUGUGAAGCUCAUGCGUGUCUAUGAAAAAUAAAUAUAAAUACGUUUAAGAUGUACAGAAUUCUUACACAAAUAAUAUUCAUAUUAAAAAACCCUGUACAGAAGACAACUAUCUUGAAUGAGAGGGUUGUUAUGAUGUAAUAUAUACUGAUGUCUUAGGAGUGAAUGCAAAAGAUGUAUAAAAAUGUGUGAAUUUAAUGUUGAAUGUUAUGUUUUUUAGUACAUUGAAGAUGGGUGUGGUCACUAAUUAUUAUAGGUCAAAACCUAACCAUUAUUCCUUGUUUUCUAGUUUAUAUUUUUAAAUUAUUUUUAUAUUGCUAUGUAUAAUUUUUGCUACCAAUGAAAAUACUUUAUUUAUAUUCUUUUGACCAGUUCUUGAUCUUUUAAGUAAAUAUUUUUGCCAAGUAAUAACCUUCAAGUUGACGUGUAAAUGAACGUGUUAUGUAUAGUAAGUAUGAUGAGAGAAGUGUAACAUUAUGAUAGCUGUUAUGUAUUGGGGUAAUUUGGUAAAUAGCUUUUUUGUA